Molecule: messenger RNA, 2604 nt
Organism: Rotaria socialis
Lineage: Eukaryota; Metazoa; Rotifera; Eurotatoria; Philodinida; Philodinidae
Source: the annotation of a GenBank genome assembly
AUGGCUACAGCGACUGCUAUUAAAUCAGGAUCUGCAGAAGGCGGAAUGCAAUUUCGUACGCAAAUGGUCAACGGGAAACCGCAAAUCUAUUUCGAUGCUAUUGAUGAAUCUUCAACAAAGCCAAGACCCAAACGGAGUGGUCCCGCUAUGAAUGCAACUCGUCCGCCUGAACCUCCUAAAUCUAAACCUAGUAGUCAGAAGCCUCCUUCACAAAAUCAAACCAAUAAAGUUACGAAAAAGAAACAAAAAGUUACUUUUAGUGAAGCAGGUCCAACAGCAGGCAUGUUUAUGACUAUGGAUGAAAUAUCCGAACUUGUAAAAACUGUUCAGGAAACUACUAGAGCUCAAAGUACGAUUAUGAACGAAAACAAUGUACCUACAAAUUCAUCUUUUCGAUCAACUCAACAACAAGAGCCAUCAUCAUCAUCACAACAACAACAGCAGCAGCAGCAGCAGCAAUUCUAUCAAACUUCAUCUACAGCUGUAGUGCCUAAGUUAGAUUUAUCUCAACAGCAACUGCCUCCAUCAUUUUCUCAACCAUUAGCUCCAAUCUCACCUCGACAAGAGGCAUUGGGUAUGAUGGCUGACAAGAAACGUCAAAAAUGGAUGCGUGAAAAAGCUGAAAUGGAUCGUAUGAAACUUGAAGUUGAAUAUGAUCAACUUAAACAUCAAUUAUCUCCUAUGCAUCAAAAAGCUUCAUCAUCACCGGAACGAUCCGCCUAUCCACCAGGUGACUUUUCAUCAAACAAUAGGCCACCACUUCCACCUUCAAUGAAACAAAAUGAUAAUCAACAAAGUGAUUUCGGUAAAACACGUUUAAUGGAAAAGAAACAACAACAAUGGAAACAAGAAAACGCUGAAAAAGCUCCAGUAUGGAAUCCAUUUGGCCGACCUGGUGCUGGUGCACCUAUGUCAAACGAACUUCAACAAAAGCCUUCACAACCGUUGUCGAAUAUUGCAAUGCCUUAUCGACCACCAGAUAACUCGUCGAUUCAAACCAAUAUUGUUCUCAAUGAUCAAACACAUGUACCAGCUGCAAUGCGUACGAAUCUAUUAUUUGGUGAUGUUCGUUUCGAAGACGAUGUUAAAACAGCUAAAGAAAUGGAACGUCGACAAUGGUUAGACGAUCUACAAAGGCAAAUCGAAGAUAAUAAACGUAAAAAAUCUCGAGAUCAAGAGACUGAACGUCGACACGAUUUUCUACAAGACAAUAUUCAACCGCUUGUGCAAGAAGCUGCAAAUAGACAUCAACAAGAAAAAGAACCAGCAACACCAACUACGGAUACAACAUUAGGACAAAAUAAUACUAGUGGACAAAAUCCAACAAAGUCAAAUCGACAUGAAUCAUUAGUACAACAUACCUAUGAUAAAAUACUUGAAGCAACGGAAUUGGCUAAAUAUGAAAAAAAAGCACAAUUAAUUGAGAAACUUAAACGUAAUGGACAUAAAACAGAUUUAUUAGCUAAAACAUUACCAGCUGUAAAUUCAAAUGUUCCACCUGUUACUCCAAAGGUCAUCGAGAAAAAUAUUGAUACGUCACCAAAAAAGCAUACAACCGUGAAAAUUGAACCACUACAUUUCAAUAUUGGUAAUGAUAAUCAACAAUCUAAUCGAGCAAAAGAUGCGCCACGAGACGAAGCGGUUAACACAGUAAAUUCAACUUUUCGAAGCGAUAAUAGUGUUCAAACCGAUCUUCAAAUAGUACCACAUAAACAAAUGUUUUCUUUUACUCGAGAAGAAUCUGAUUUACCACCUCAAAUACCCAAUCAUCUACUUCGUAAUGGUAAACAAAAUAAAAAAAAUGUUCGCAUACGUUCACUUGAAGAUACUCAACGGCAACGACGUCCAUCCAUAUCCACAACACAUUCAAGUCAUAAUACAAUCGAUGAUGGUGUCGGAUCUCAAAUUGGUACUCAUCGUAGUAAUUAUGGUACCAUCGAUCUUGUUCAUCGUCCAUUAUGGAAUUAUCAAAAUCCUGAACAUCGUGAAUAUGUAACAAAUUCAAGACGUGAUCCACAUUACGAUAAACGUCCGCGUCAGAGAAAUGCUGAACAAGAAAAUUUUGAUCGUACCGAUGACGUACAGAAAAGAACAGCCUAUAAUCGUUGGAAUAGCGAUAGUGAAUUACAACAACAACAACAACAACAACGCAAAGAAAGAAAAUUCACACCUUCGAAUCGAACACGUCCUACAGCUUUAAAACAAAGUAAUAUAAAUAAAAAUGAACCUAUUCCUCGAGCAAAACCACCACAUGAAGCAUUUCUUGUAAAGAAAACAGAUGAUGAAUCUAGUUAUAUUAAUAUAUCAUCACUGGAUAAAUAUGAACAUUUUAUACCAUACACAAGAACCGAUGAUGUACUUGAUCCAUCGAAAGCCUUUUCACCGAUACCACCAUCAAGAGAAACAUCAGCUCACACACAACAAAUUACAACAACUACAAACGAUGAUCAUCGGCGACGACAAAAUACCAGUAUUCAACCACCACCCUAUCAUGUACCUCCAUCUCGACAAGAACAUAUUCUUCAACAAUUAACAGCUAUUAAAGAAAAUUUAGUUCGUCGACAACAAGAAGUGACAACAUCAAUGAAUGCUAUUCCAGUCUAA